Molecule: messenger RNA, 1236 nt
Organism: Penicillium angulare
Lineage: Eukaryota; Fungi; Ascomycota; Eurotiomycetes; Eurotiales; Aspergillaceae
Product: putative para-hydroxybenzoate-polyprenyltransferase Coq2
Exons: 1
Coding region: 1-1236 (411 amino acids)
Biological process (GO): ubiquinone biosynthetic process
Cellular component (GO): mitochondrial inner membrane
Molecular function (GO): 4-hydroxybenzoate polyprenyltransferase activity
Source: RefSeq, a predicted model, not a curated record
AUGCGGCAAUCUACUAUUCGUCAAUUGCUGGCACAGCGCUCUCAGCUGCCUUGCUGCAGAAGUUCAAUCCGUCGCUAUCAUGACCAACGCUUCACCCCGGAACGUCUGGAGUCAUUGUCAACUCUAUGUCGCAAACCCCGUCCGUCGCCUGUCUCGGCUCGAAAGCUACCAAUUCCUACUACUUCGCACAUUCACUCCUCAGCAGAACGAUCGGUCGCGCUAGAUAUAAAAACCCCCAACCCUGCGACACAUUACACGCCGCCACAAACGGGCUUAGUUGCUUCGUUGCCCUCCUCAUGGAUUCCCUAUGCCGAAUUAGUCCGUCUGGAUAAGCCUACGGGCACAUAUUAUCUAUUCUUCCCAACCCUUUUCUCCACACUCCUCGCUGCUCCCAUGGCCACCGAUACCACUCCAUUGCAAGUCCUGGGCACCGUCGGCCUUUUCUUCACCGGAGCCUUGAUCAUGCGUGGUGCAGGAUGUGCCAUUAACGACCUGUGGGAUAGAAACUUCGACCCGCAUGUGGCACGCACCAAAUUCCGUCCAAUUGCUCGAGGGGCGAUCUCCCCAUCCAAGGCUUUGGCCUUUACAGCCACACAAUUCUUUGCUGGGUUGGGGAUACUACUACAAUUCCCUAUUCAGUGUCUCUGGUAUGGGGUUCCGAGUGUACCCCUUGUGCUAGCCUACCCUCUAGCCAAGCGGGUUACAAAUUAUCCUCAGCUAGUCUUGGGAUUUGCCUUCUCAUGGGGUGCAAUGAUGGGCUUCCCAGCAUUGGGGGUAGAUCUAAUGGUCAAUCAUGAUGCUCUCAUGGCCGCGGGAGCCUUGUAUACAAGUUGCAUUGCGUGGACAGUUCUGUACGAUAUGAUAUAUGCGCAUAUGGAUAUUAAAGAUGAUGUGGCCGCGGGAAUUAAAUCAAUCGCCCUGCGCCAUGAACAUAACACCAAGGCCGUCUUGUCAGGCCUAGCCGUCACUCAGGUGGGUCUCCUUGGAGCUGCCGGAGUCGCCGCAGGCUGUGGCCCCAUCUUCUUCAUUGGAAGUUGUGGCAGUGCCAUCGCUUCCCUGGGCAUUAUGAUCUGGAAGGUUCAGCUCAAGAAUGUCUCAAAUUGCUGGUGGUGGUUUAAGAACGGAUGCUUGCUGACCGGUGGGGGGAUCAGCUUGGGUCUGCUGGGUGAGUAUUCCGCGCAAUACUUCGGCUUGUACGAAAGCACUGAACUGCCUGAUUCUGAACCGACAAAGUGA